AUGACACAAGCACAAAUGUGGUUCGGUGCCAUGGGGAAAGGCAAAAAAAGUUUCGUGCAUUUCCAUUGUUGGGAAAUUGUGAAUGAUUGUUCGAGAUUCAAAAUUAUUCACAGCGGUCAGCCGGUUGUGAUGAAUGAGACGCCACUCCACGAUUCGACAUCAACCGAUUCUCCAUUGGACUCCCCAAUGGAAACGGAGUCACCAUUUGUGCCACGUCCGCCGAGACCUAUUGGGAGAAAGGCGGCGAGGGCCAAGAGAUGGGGCACUUCAACCAAUGAAUGUGUACAAUUAUUGGAGCAAAUAGCUAAGAGCACCUCACUAAGAAUGGAGAGAGACUUGAAAAGAGAUGAAAUGGACGUGGCACGAGAGGAAGCAUUUGUUAUUCAACAACAAAAGGCACAAGAAAAAGACAUAGAGGAUAGAGAGAUGAAAAUCAUGGCCAUGGAUACGAGCCAUAUGUCUCCCGAAACAAAGGCCUAUUGGAAGCUACGACGAAGAGAUGUGAUGAGAAGAAAACUUUUCCAUGACGACGGACCUAGCAAUACGGAUUGGUUAAAUGAUGAAAACCAUUAG
Messenger RNA from Prunus armeniaca (apricot), 573 nucleotides. The record is from the annotation of a GenBank genome assembly. NCBI's taxonomy places the organism in Eukaryota, Viridiplantae, Streptophyta, Magnoliopsida, Rosales, Rosaceae.